Molecule: messenger RNA, 1424 nt
Organism: Punica granatum (pomegranate)
Lineage: Eukaryota; Viridiplantae; Streptophyta; Magnoliopsida; Myrtales; Lythraceae
Source: RefSeq, a predicted model, not a curated record
CUCUCUCUUCCCUCCACCUCUCCCUCCCUCUCUCUCUCUCUCUCUCUCUCUCCAACGAUCUCUUCUUCUUCUUCUUCUUCUUCUUCUUCUACGCCCCUUCUGUCAAAGACCAGGCAUAGACUUUUGCUAAGGAAAACACCAAAAGAACAAACCUUUGCCCCCCAAAAAAAAAAAACCCAUAAAAAGCGAACUUUUUGUUGUUGGGGUCUUCUGGGGUUUUGAGUUUUGAGCUGUCGGGAGGGAAAGGGUGAAGAUUUGGGAUUGUCUCUGCGAUGGUUUUGAUGGGUAUAGUGUUCUUUGCUGAAGAAGAGGACAAGGAGUGGGAGAAGGAGAGGUAGGGAGUUUCAACAGUUUUUGCCGAAGCAGAAGAAAGGAAAGGGAAAUUGGGAUUCAAAGGAAAGGAAACUGCUGAAUCCAUUCUGAUUUUGGGGGGGGAACUGAUACUGGUGGAGCCAUGUCUGCGACUGUGAUCAGCGAUCCGAUGGUGAUAUCAGCCCCAGAGGCUCAGCCCCAGCCCAUACCGGGGCAGGCGAUCCUUUCUGCUGCUGCCCAGAUCGAGGUGGAGUUCGCGAUGUGUGACUGUUGCGGGCUCACGGAGGAGUGCACCCCUGCUUAUAUUGAGCGAGUCCGGGAGCGGUACUUUGGGAAGUGGAUCUGUGGCCUCUGUGCUGAGGCAGUCAAGGACGAGAUUGCACGGACAGAGAGGCUCGUUAGUGCAGAGGAAGCCAUGAACCGGCACAUGAACUUCUGCAAGAAGUUCAAGUCCCCUGGCCCAACCACGGACCCUACGAUCCAUCUGAUCUCGGCGAUGAGGCAGAUCCUGAGGAAGAGCUUGGAAUCAAGGUCGACCCCCAGCAGCCCGACCAGGAAAGAACUGCCGAUUCCAGUGAAAUCGUUGGCUCGGUCGGAGAGCUGUUUCCCUUCACUGACUGGUUGAAAGUUAAGGAACGAGGAUAGAGUUCUUGCCUGGAUUGGGCGUAAGAGGAUUCUUCUCCACCCGACCAAUCUCAACCGUUGCUAACCGAGCCCAUCCAUCGACUAUCAUAUGGCUCACACCAGAUUGACUGUUGUGAUUUAUCCGAUGCUGAUGAAUCCUUUUACACCAGUCCAUGCAAGAACCUCAGCGUUUCUCCAGUGCACGGAGAAUGGAGGCGGAAUCAAUCGAGACAGGGAUGUAUUAGGAAUGAGGUAUAUGGACGGAAAUAAGAGAAGAUCAAAAGAACAGAAAAAAGGAAAAAAUCAAGGACAGAUGAUGAUAUGCUUAUAAUAGAUCUCUAGUGUCAGUGAAAUUAAUACAGAAACUUACUUGCCCUUUGCUACCGAAAUGUAAUUUUCAUUUAGAAAACUUAGUUGUGCCUCCUCUUGUUUGAAUUCAACCUUUUCCACCAUUUUCUCGAUUCCCGUCGAGAAAAAUCUCAAUAUGA